GUCCGUUUCAAUUACAUUUUCUGUCAAACUUGUGAUGUGUGUGUGAGGGAGGAUGAUGCGAUCUCACAAUAACUCAGGCGAAUAAAGCGAAAACAAUGUGCGUAUAUUAGCUAACAAAAGACACAUUCAAAAUGUUCAGAAACUUAAACGAUACUCCAGGACGACUGAUGGUGUUACUCUCCACGUGUUUCAUUAACUAGCUAUCAUCGCAAAAGUUUAAAGAGUACAGACCUGCUGUAACUGUAUUAUAAAUUAGUUUUACACUGCGUUGUAGUGAACUUCUGUUGAUUAUUGUCAAUAACCUUUAAUUUAGCAUGAUCUUAUAAGGGCCUAGAGGUGUCGAAUGAUAUGUUGAAACUAUGAGCAACUUAAAUAAUUUUAACCAUUUAACCAUGGGUGGCGAGUUUUGAAUGAAAGCUAAUUUAGCUAGCUCGUCAAGAAAUGGACAAUAACAAAACUAAACAUGUUUAGCUAUGCAACUGCUCGUGACACCUUUUAAUUAAAUUACACAAACACGUUUAGCCCUUUUUUGUUUUCAUUAUUGACAGUUUUGAUAAGCAACUGGAUAGCGGGAUAUUUUAGCUAGCAAACAACCAACUUCAAUGUGACAAGUUAAAUAACGUGUCAUGGUUACAUUAGCUCGCUAUCAUGAAAGACUGCUAUAGCUAGUUUGCUGACAAGUUGAGUAUUGGAUGAGAGAUUCAGGUCUAUGCAGAGGGGCGAUAUCAGCAACAGCACAUGGUCACGUGUAGCAGAAAGCCUUGCAAAUGGAGGCGAACAACCAUUUCAACUAUGGCACCCACUCCUCUGUGUCUGUUAACUCAGGACUGAAACUCUCCUCAGGGGAUUCUGUCUAUACCAAUGGGUCCUCCAUGAGUUUCCCUCAGCAGGAGAAGAAUAUGAACGGUGAAAUGAAUGUGAAUGGCAGCACUACUGUAAUUGGGUCCAGUGUGUCUGGCUCCCAAUCUCCAACAGCCCCAUACCCUCAUAUGAGCAACCACCACCACCAGAGUAGCAUGGGCUACGACUACCUGUGGGGAGGACAGCCACAAUACAGCCCAGCCAUGAGCUUGUCUCCUGGGCAUGGCAUGCACCAGAAGCAGCCUCCCACUGGGGUGAUGCAGCAACAGAGCCAGCAGCAUUUCCAGGGUCACGGACAGUACCAACUGAACGGGGGCAUGCCUGGGUCCCGUCAGCCUCCCAUGGUGCCACCCCCAAACAUGACUCUUACAGGGGGCCAAUACUGGAACAGGGUUAACCCGGGGCAACAGCAGAGCAGCGCAGCCAUGGCAAUGGGGUAUAACACGCACAGCGUGUACGGGGCCUACCAGAGCCAGGUGCACCCUGGGAUUGCGCCCUCACAGCAUCACCAGCAGCAGCCUCCACAGCCACCCCCUCACCAACAGACACAGCAACACCACCACCAGCAGCAGCAGCAACCUCAGCACUACAGCAUGGUGUCCAACGGGAUUCCCUACUACCAGCACCAGCCCCAGCACCCACCUCUUCCCGCUCCACAACCUCAGGCUCAGAUGAUGCCCCCUACCUCCCAGAAUUUCACCCCUCCGCGGGGAAGCCCCCAGCACCACCAGAUGGGCCGGGGGGGCACAGGCAGCCCCCUCCCCAUGGCGGUGUCUUCUGUCCCCAUGAUGUCACCCUCGACAAUGGCGGAUAGUGGAUCGCCCCAGAGCCAGACCAGGGAGAGGAGUCCCCAUGGUGGUUCUGUAGCGAUGCCAGCUGUCAUGCAAGGGCGGAUGAGUGAAGCGUUUAAGGAUGUGGAAAAAGGCUACAAUGGGAUGGAGAGGACGUCUGUCGCCCAGCGGCUGCCUAAAAGCGACAGCUACCCACCCAAGCCCCCUGGACCUCCCAUGGGGCCCACCAGUGACUACUGCCAGCACUCCAAGCAGCCAAUGGCCCAGCACCAUGAAAUGACAACCUUAGCGAGGGAGUCUGCGCUGCCUGAGCCUCCACACUCAAUGUCGGCGCCUCCCCCUGUGGUUUCCACACCUCCUUCAGCUAAGGCAGCAACCCCUCCUAGGGUCUGCGCAGCUGCACACAAGCCUAAGAUCACAAUACGCAAUGCCAAGCGUCGGCUGGAGUGGUGUAAAGCUCGCCGCCAUUGGACUCUGGAGCAGUGGAAACGUGUUCUCUGGAGUGAUGAAUCACGCUUCACCAUCUGGCAGUCCGACGGACGAAUAUGGGUUUGGCGGAUGCCAGGAGAACGCUACCUGCCUGAGUGCAUAGUGCCAACUGUAAAGUUUGGUGGAGGAGGAAUAAUGGUCUGGGGCUGUUUUUCAUGGUUCGGGCUAGGCCCCUUACUUCCAGUGAAGGGAAAUCUCAAUGAUACAGCAUACAAUGACAUUCUAGACGAUUCUGUGCUUCCGACUUUGUGGCAACAGUUUGGGGAAGGCCCUUUCCUGUUUCAGCAUGACAAUGCCCCCGUGCACAAAGUGAGGUCCAUACAGAAAUGGUUUGUCGAGCUCGGUGUAGAAGAACUUGACUGGCCUGCACAGAGCCCUGACCUCAACCCAAUCGAACACCUUUGGGAUGAAUUGGAACGCCGACUGCGAGCCAGGCCUAAUCGCCCAGCAUCAGUGCCUGACCUCACUAAUGCUCUUGUGGCUGAAUGGAAACAAGUCCCCACAGCAAUGUUCCAGCAUCUAGUAGAAAGCCUUCCCAGAAGAGUGGAGGCUGUUAUAGCUGCAAAGGGGGGACCAACUCCAUAUUAAUGCCCAUGAUUUUGUAAUGAGAUGUUCGACGAGCAGGUUAUGUACGGAUCCACUUCCAUUUGCAGUGUUGCACUCUCGGCGAGUAAGCGUUCAUGUUUUGAUCAAUUUCUGUUUGGUUCCCUCUUUUGAGCCGCCGCCUGUGGCAUAUAGAUAGUGAUCAGAGAAACAGUUCAAAGUUUCAGUACCGUAGCCUUUAAACUUACAUGUUUCCCCUUUCCUCCUCAUCUGUUAAAUCGCUAAAACAGUCUUAUCAAUGUUCAUAAGAUUUGAAUGUUCUGAAAUUCUGUCUUAAUGUUGUUCUCGGAUAUACAUUUUAUGUUACCAAGUUUUAUUUUUUACUAAUUCCAUAUUGAUAUUAUCUAAAAGCAGAUCACAUGAAGGCAAAAUGAAAGGAGGCUUGAAGCUCGGUUUGGCAAACAUCUGGUUGUUGUUUUUUUUUACCUUCAAGAAUCUUUCCAUCUGUUUAGAGUUGUGGCAGAGUACAUUACAAUACUCCUGGGUCUUGUGUGGUGAUGGGGGUUAUGACAUGGUAAACCUGUGUAUUGACCAAAUUAAACUUGCACUGUCAAGAAAAUGA
Messenger RNA from Oncorhynchus masou masou (cherry salmon), 3306 nucleotides. RefSeq names its product ataxin-2 homolog. The coding region runs from base 768 to 2729 and encodes 653 amino acids. The transcript has 4 exons. NCBI's taxonomy places the organism in Eukaryota, Metazoa, Chordata, Actinopteri, Salmoniformes, Salmonidae. Gene Ontology annotation, molecular function: nucleic acid binding. The record is from RefSeq and is a predicted model, not a curated record.